Messenger RNA from Sclerotinia sclerotiorum 1980 UF-70, 123 nucleotides. RefSeq lists its product with no specific name. The transcript has 2 exons. Bases 1 to 123 code for a protein of 40 amino acids. NCBI's taxonomy places the organism in Eukaryota, Fungi, Ascomycota, Leotiomycetes, Helotiales, Sclerotiniaceae. The record is from RefSeq and is a predicted model, not a curated record.
AUGGCAAACUUUAUGCCGGUAGAUGUAAUUGAGAUUGUAACAGGUUGUACGAAGGAUGGGGAUAAAGAUAGAAAGAACGGAUGGUUACUCUUAUGGAGUAAGACUUACAUCAAGCCAUCAUGA